This is a messenger RNA of Rhinopithecus roxellana (golden snub-nosed monkey), 3483 nucleotides long. It is a transcript of the gene MEF2D, whose product is annotated as myocyte enhancer factor 2D. Bases 488 to 2053 code for a protein of 521 amino acids. The transcript is spliced from 12 exons. The record is from RefSeq and is a predicted model, not a curated record. Gene Ontology annotation, biological process: cell differentiation; positive regulation of transcription by RNA polymerase II. NCBI's taxonomy places the organism in Eukaryota, Metazoa, Chordata, Mammalia, Primates, Cercopithecidae. Gene Ontology annotation, molecular function: protein dimerization activity; DNA-binding transcription factor activity, RNA polymerase II-specific; RNA polymerase II cis-regulatory region sequence-specific DNA binding.
CCCACCCCUCAAGCUAGGCUGAGCUGUGCCUACGUCGGCCUCGACUCCCGGGGGCUGGAGGAGUUACCUUUGGAGCCCGAAAGGAGGAAGGAAGCAAAAUAUCAACAACAGCCAAGGCGGCUCGGGCGCUCGGCCCCGGUUCCCUGCUUGCCCGCCGCCCGCCUGCUGGCCCCCGCGCCCACGACGGGGGCCCAGGCCCCACGGCGCCGCCCAGGGCCCGCGCGGACGCCGGCCUCAUUUAUUAUUCCCCCCGCCCGGAGCUGCGGCUUCCUGGUGUUGAAGAUCCCCAGGACCAGGGGCGAGGGCUACCCGCUCUUUGCCGUGACAACACCGUUCCCCCAGGCGGGCUGGAGGCUGUGCAGAAGGUAUCCUGCAGACCAUGAACUGAGCACUGUUCCCAGACUGUUCAUGAGCACAGUGUAAGGUGUGCCAAGAUCCACCACCCAGCGAGCCCCUCCCCUCCGUAGCACGAGGACCCUCGGAGAAGAUGGGGAGGAAAAAGAUUCAGAUCCAGCGAAUCACCGACGAGCGGAACCGACAGGUGACUUUCACCAAGCGGAAGUUUGGCCUGAUGAAGAAGGCGUAUGAACUGAGCGUGCUAUGUGACUGCGAGAUCGCACUCAUCAUCUUCAACCACUCCAACAAGCUGUUCCAGUACGCUAGCACCGACAUGGACAAGGUGCUGCUCAAGUACACGGAGUACAAUGAGCCACACGAGAGCCGCACCAAUGCCGACAUCAUCGAGACCCUGAGGAAGAAGGGCUUCAACGGCUGCGACAGCCCGGAGCCCGACGGGGAGGACUCGCUGGAACAGAGCCCCCUGCUGGAGGACAAGUACCGGCGCGCCAGCGAGGAGCUCGACGGGCUCUUCCGGCGCUAUGGGUCAGCUGUCCCGGCCCCCAACUUUGCCAUGCCUGUCACGGUGCCCGUGUCCAAUCAGAGCUCACUGCAGUUCAGCAAUCCCAGCGGCUCCCUGGUCACCCCUUCCCUGGUGACGUCAUCCCUCACGGACCCGCGGCUCCUGUCCCCCCAGCAGCCAGCACUACAGAGGAACAGUGUGUCUCCUGGCCUGCCCCAGCGGCCAGCUAGUGCAGGGGCCAUGCUAGGGGGUGACCUGAAUAGUGCUAAUGGAGCCUGCCCCAGCCCUGUCGGGAAUGGCUACGUCAGUGCUCGGGCUUCCCCUGGCCUCCUCCCUGUGGCCAAUGGCAACAGCUUAAACAAGGUCAUCCCUGCCAAGUCUCCACCCCCACCCACCCACAGCACCCAGCUUGGAGCCCCCAGCCGCAAGCCCGACCUGCGAGUCAUCACUUCCCAGGCAGGAAAGGGGUUAAUGCAUCACUUGACUGAGGACCAUUUAGAUCUGAACAAUGCCCAGCGCCUUGGGGUCUCCCAGUCUACCCAUUCGCUCACCACCCCAGUGGUUUCUGUGGCAACGCCGAGUUUACUCAGCCAGGGCCUCCCCUUCUCUUCCAUGCCCACUGCCUACAACACAGAUUACCAGUUGACCAGUGCAGAGCUCUCCUCCUUACCAGCCUUCAGUUCGCCUGGGGGGCUGUCACUAGGUAACGUAACCGCCUGGCAACAGCCACAGCAGCCCCAGCAGCCGCAGCAGCCACAGCCUCCACAGCAGCAGCCACCGCAGCCACAGCAGCCACAGCCACAGCAGCCUCAGCAGCCGCAACAGCCACCUCAGCAACAGUCCCACCUGGUCCCUGUAUCUCUCAGCAACCUCAUCCCGGGCAGCCCCCUGCCCCACGUGGGUGCUGCCCUCACAGUCACCACCCACCCCCACAUCAGCAUCAAGUCAGAACCAGUGUCCCCAAGCCGUGAGCGCAGCCCUGCGCCUCCCCCUCCAGCUGUGUUCCCAGCUGCCCGCCCUGAGCCUGGUGAUGGUCUCAGCAGCCCAGCCGGGGGAUCCUAUGAGACGGGGGACCGGGAUGACGGACGGGGGGACUUCGGGCCCACACUGGGCCUGCUGCGCCCAGCCCCAGAGCCUGAGGCUGAGGGCUCAGCUGUGAAGAGGAUGCGGCUCGAUACCUGGACAUUAAAGUGACGAUUCCCACUCCCCUCCUCUCAGCCUCCCUGAUGAAGAGUUGACAAUCUCACCGCCCGCCCUUCCCUGCCCCGAGCUCCUCCCGCUCGACCCCCACUUCCUUUCUUGUGCUCCGUGUCCUGUUGACGGUUACAUUUGUGUAUAAUUAUUAUAUUAUUAUUAUUAUUAUUAUAUUUUUUUUAAUUUGGAUUCUCGCUUUGGAGAGGGGGAUGCUCUCAUCCCCUCUUUCUGUACCCCCCACCAUUUUCACUGGCUGGGGGGGCUCUCUUUUUCGCGGGAAGGGGGGACACUUUGCACGUUGUACACAUAUGCUGCAGGAAGGGGGUGGGGGGCCCAACAGGCCUUUGGGAAAGGACAGGUGUCGAGCCCUGCAUGUGAAGCCCUCCCACCCCACCCCCAGAUAGAGGGAAAUAACCAAAAAACUAUCAAACAACAGAAACCCACACUCUAGACUGAAACCCCAAAGUGGGCUUGAUGGGUGGGUUUGUGUUUCAAGGGGAAAGUGAGGCAGAGGUUCUGAAAAGGGUCUCUGUUUUUGGGUUCAUGUAGCCAUAGGCACAUGGAACAGAAUACCUAAGCCUGGCCCCCAAAUGCCCCUGCACACACACGUGCCACACCUGUGCUGAUUCUUGUGUGUGCUGCACCCCCAAGGUGUGUGGGUGCUGGCUGAGCUUUGGGCUGGGACGGCAGCCUGGGAAUCUGAGGCUGGGGACAGGGGUUUGAGGUGGGGGCCUCUCUGGAAGCACAUUUGGAGAGAAAGACAGAGAGCCAUGAGGAGAGGGCUGAGGAGGGCAGAAGGGCUAGGCAGGGGGCAAAUUGGGCCCCUCCCUUCCCCAGCUUUUCUCUAAGAUAUACAGUGCAAUAGCUCCCCACCCCUCAGUUGACACCAGCCCUGUAAAGCUGGCCACAAUGUGCAGGGAGAAUGGGGAGAGGGUCUUCAGUGAGGUGGCUGGGGUGAGAGUCAGCCUGGACUUCCCUGGGGUGCUCCAGGCCAGAGCUCUUUUCAUCGGGGCGAGUGUGGUGAGGGAUGUCCUUGGCCUUGCACACACACUACCUGGGGGAGUGGGCACUGGGGUAGUCUGUGGGGUGGGAGGUCCUACGGAUGGGUCCGUAGAGGUCCCACCUCCCUCAUUCCUCCUUGGCCCCUCUCCCUAGCUUCUCCUGUUAGCUCCUUCUGCUCCUGACCCUGCCUUCUUGCUCUUGGCGCCCCCAUUGUCUCUGGCUACCUCCUUGUCCCACCACCUCCAGGCCGCAUCCCACCUUCCCUCUUGGCUACUGUAAUUGUAAAUAGCGACCUUUGGAAAACGUUAGCGGUGUAACAGUCCAGGAAACUGUUUUUUUGUUGUUGUUGUUGUAUUGAUAUGAAAUGAGAUUCUAUUUUUGUCAAAGUAUAUUGUAAUAAUAAUGACUCAAACGGCCCGUACUGUACA